AUGACCUACGUUGGGUUGUUUGCGUGCUAUGCUGGCAUGUUGGCAAGUGUAGUCAUACCGAACUGCUCUUUGGCGCUUUCCCUGUGCUCUACCACAGAAGUUUCUCAGGAUAGCCGCCUCGGUUCAACAUUAUUUGUGUCCGUGCAGCAAACACCGCCCACAGCUGACGACAAAACUGAUGAAUGCCUGACCAUCAUAAACGACAUGAGGACGCAAACCGCCAAAGGCCUGUUAGAAGCCCUCACUAAGGCGCAAGAUGGCGAGGUGACCGAAAGCCUGAAAAGUAUAAAAAAAGAGGAAGUGCAAGGUGCUACUGCCAAAACGAUUGCAGCAAAGCUAGGGGGCACGGACGCAGCUACAUGUGAAUUCGCUGCAAGCGCAAACGCGCAAACGGUAUGGCUUCAAUAUCCUGGACUCGUAAUUCCAUUCGCGUACGGCACGAAGCUCGAUUGCAUCUCUUUGAUCCAAACGACUUACAGAGAUGGUCGCGACUAUCUGGAAAAUCGCUUUCGUUCUGCAGGUCCAACUUUGACCCAUCAACAGGCAAAAUAUAAUUUUACAGAGGCCCCAUUUAAUAAUGUAGCGGCCAGCAACGUGGCAUUUUUGAUGUCAAGCAAAAGCAAAAAGGUCUCAUGUGCAGCAACCGAAAACUGCACAGGAGGCCACAACAUCUUAUUCUGCUACUUCAUAGAUCCUCUUCAAACUGGGGAUGCCCCAUUUAUAACAGAAGUCUACAAUGCUCUCUGGGGAGUGGGCAAAGGUGCGGUGUCUAUCUCGGUCCCCAGCGUCUCCACUGCUCUCUUGUCCCUCGCCUUGAUCAUUCUGUCUUAA
Messenger RNA from Eimeria tenella, 831 nucleotides. Its product is annotated as SAG family member. The transcript is spliced from 5 exons. The coding region runs from base 1 to 831 and encodes 276 amino acids. The record is from RefSeq and is a predicted model, not a curated record. NCBI's taxonomy places the organism in Eukaryota, Apicomplexa, Conoidasida, Eucoccidiorida, Eimeriidae.